AUGUCCGUCAAUUUGGUUCUUAUCGUGGCGCUGUGUGCAGUUGGGCUCACUUCGUCUGUAACUGCGCAAGCAAUCUCGCAGUAUGACGUUUCACCUUCGCUAUCGGAAAGCCAAAGCAAUUGGGAUGCGCUGGGGGGCCUCUAUGCUCUGUUAGCACAACACGAUGCUUUGGGCGGGCAUGCUCUUGCUCGCAAAUCCGUUAGAUCGCCUUCAAGACGCCUGCGCUUCGGCCGCCGAUCUGACCCUGACAUGCCACCUCAAGCACCAUUAGAUGAAAUGGAUGAGCUUCUUUCCCUGCGUGAAGUUCGCACCCCUGUGCGUCUACGUUUUGGCCGACGAUCUGAUGAACGUGUUGUUCCACACAUCUUUCCCCAAGAGGAGCAAGACCGCGCCGUGAGAGCACCCUCCAUGAGGCUUCGCUUCGGCCGACGAUCGGAUAACAACAUGUUCUUACUUCCAUAUGAGUCGGCCAUACCCAAAGAAGUGAAAGCAAGCAGCUCAGUUGAAGACGACAGGCAACAGAAUUAA
This is a messenger RNA of Pieris macdunnoughi, 528 nucleotides long. The record is from the annotation of a GenBank genome assembly. NCBI's taxonomy places the organism in Eukaryota, Metazoa, Arthropoda, Insecta, Lepidoptera, Pieridae.